Messenger RNA from Opisthorchis viverrini, 3331 nucleotides. RefSeq lists its product as hypothetical. Gene Ontology annotation, biological process: transport. The record is from RefSeq and is a predicted model, not a curated record. Gene Ontology annotation, cellular component: membrane; Golgi apparatus. The transcript has 17 exons. The coding region runs from base 31 to 2856 and encodes 941 amino acids. Lineage: Eukaryota; Metazoa; Platyhelminthes; Trematoda; Opisthorchiida; Opisthorchiidae.
GGCUCCGUUUUGCGGCCAACCCUGUUUCUGAUGUACGUCAACGAACUUCCAGAUGCUCGUGCGAGCCUACGUCUUCUUUCUGAGGGCAGCUUGAAAUCCUGUCUGUAUAAUGCCAGUGUCCUUCAAAUGGAUGGAGACGCUGCCAAGCCGUGGUCGUUGGAUUGGCACUGUCUUCUGAAUGACGAAAGGGAUCUUCACAAAAUUACAGAGGAAGAAUACUGGAGAAUGAAGGCUCGUGACUCAGAAGAUGCCCGAUUCUACGGACUUCCAAAGGUUUACAAUGAAAUGGUACCCUUACGCCCAACUGUCUCACUACCAGGAACACCCACGUACAACAUUUCAAGAGAAUUAUGGAAGCGGCUGAAAUACCUAACCAGUGGGUUCCAAUAUUCGGUCAACAAUGCGAGACAGUUUCUGGAGAAACCUAAAAACGUGAGAAUCGAAGAAGACGGAAUAAUGGUGUCCUUUGAUGUAACCUCACUGUUCACAUCGGUUGAUUUGAAUGCAGCAUGGACGACGGUCACCGAACUCCUGGACAACCGCGGAAACAUCAACGGAAUGUUUGGAAAAGAAGAAACAUGUGAACUACUAGACCUGUACUUGACAACUUACUUUGAGUUCAAUGGAGAAUAUUACGAACAGACCACAGGAGCGCCAAUUGGGUCACCGAUCUCUGGACUCACCGCGGAAAUUACAAUGCAGAAACUGGAACGAAUCAUACUACCAGAUAUCAAACCGAAAAUAUGGAUUUUUGUCCAAGCGCCCACGUGGCCCUCCGCACCCACACACUUUUCCGACAUGUUGCGGUUUAUCCUUGCUUCGCUUGUACUCCUUAGCAGUAUUUUUGACGUCUAUGGACGCAGGCACGUGUUAAAACUAAAAAACGAUUUACGUGGAGCAGUACUCUGCAGUCGGUUCGGCUUUAUGAAAGGCGGGUACUUUUCAGUCUCGCUUGAACAGCUGGAUGGAAAUCUUAUGGAUAUAAGUUUCACUCUAGAUAGGAGUGAAAACUCUGGCGUGGCUGCUUACCUGGCAGCCAAACCUGAUAGCUGUUUUAGAGGUGACUCACAGAAGUUUCUGUAUAUGUCUUUUGACAAGAAAAAUGAACAAAUUGUAAUUCAUAACCGGGAUUUGGAGCUUCAGGGGCUGGUUUUUGAGGCGAUCUCAAAGAAUAUGGAUGAGGAAACUGGUCAGAACACCAUCAUCCCAGCAACGUUGACAGACGCUAUUCAGCUGAUGCUAGAGUCCCUAAAUCUGGUUCCAGAUAGGAGCGCUGAAUCGGCUACACACAUCAGUGAGCUCCUUAAAUCCACACAACUCAUUCUGCCAAACUCCUACGAGCAAUCUUCAGUGUACCUGCUUCUGCGGCGACUCGCUGAAAUCAAAUUGUCGGGAAACUUGUCAACCGAUGAGGUUGUACGUGCCAAACGUCAAGAUAAUAAGAUUUUGGAUGAAGACAAACAUUCAAUUGAAAAGACAACCACUGGGUAUCAACUACCAGAACCAAUUGUCGAGAUUCUACGUGCCGUCUACAGGAUGACAACACCGCUUGGCUCACUUCGGGUGAUCCCAUAUCGUACAGUGAAGGGUGUCAUAAAGGCCCGGUUCACUGUGCGGUUCCCGGAUGUUACAGAAGAAGGUCUUUACAGUUUCUAUGUUCACAAUUGCCCAUCCGUUGAAGAAGGUUCGACAAAACGUCAGCCGAUGAAUCUGACAAUCCUUUUUUCAAGUGGAAUAUCUUGUUUGUUUAUUCCACAGUUGAACAUGGUCGAAAAGAAUACGGAUAGUUACCUGUCUGCGGGACAACGGUCUCUGCCUCUUCUCUACUUCGUCAUGUUCUGCGUUUACCUGUCCGCCAGUUUUAUUUGGUUCAUCUAUUUGCGUAUGUCAAAGUCCUUGAAUUUCUGGAUUUUUCUCAUACCUUUGGUUUCUCUGUGUCUUCAUUUCCAUUUUGCCAACAGAAAUUCCAAAUUUCGUAUUCACUACUUGAUGUUUGCCGUCAUCCUCGUGAAGGCCGUUUCGCUCGCCUUUCAUGGUGUUAACUACUACGUCAUCGGUAAACAUGGGGUGCAUGAAGAAGGUUGGGCAGUGAUGUACUACAUCACACACAUAAUCCGCGGAGCUCUUUUGUUCAUCACCAUUCUACUGAUUGGUGCUGGCUGGACUUUCAUCAAGCACAUGCUCACCCCGCGUGAACGAAACGUCUUCCUUAUCGUCAUACCACUGCAGAUUCUUGCCAAUGUGGCUACUGUGGUCAUCGAAGAAUCCGAGGCGGGAACCGCAAGGUAUAUGAUGUGGAGGGACAUAUUUAUUUUCGUGGACUUGGCAUGCUGUGGGGCGAUUCUUUUCCCGGUUGUCUGGUCCAUUCGGCACCUACAAACCGCGUCCCAAACCGACGGCAAGGCCGCUAUCAAUUUGCGGAAUUUACGUCUGUUUCGACAUUUCUACAUUUUGGUCAUCUGUUACGUCUACUUUACUCGUGUUGUCGCCUACUUGCUGACCAUCACCGUACCGUUCUCCUACUGUUGGACUGUGGAGCUCUUUACAGAGUCUAUCACCUUCCUGUUUUUCGUGGCUGUUGGCUACAAGUUCCGUCCUAUCAGUGAUAACCCGUACUUGCUCGUACCGAACGAAGAUGAAGACGAAGAGGAGGACACUGUCAUGGAACGGAUUCAACUGGAAGAAAUGUACGGGUGGUCACAGUCUGGUGUUACUGAUGGCGUCACCCGUUUGGCCCGACCACAACCUAACCGGAAGUCCAAGAUCACUGUAGGUGGACAACUUAACCAGGGGUUCAUCGACCAGGACGUUUUACCGGACGAAACUGGAUCGCUCCGUCCAGUAAGAGGUGUAUAACUGCGCUCCUUUUGACCACUGUCAUGCUCUACUGUGAGGGGUGUGCCAGGUACUCGGCCUCUGUUUGAUCAAAAGAAUGUUAUCACACCAUUCAGUCUACAAGCUGGUUUGUCCGCCUUAGCGACAUGAUCUGCACACCAUAUGGCUACCUGCCUACCGAUCGACAGGGUCGAUUUUUCAAUCUUUCAUCUACUUUUGUGCUUUACCACCCUUGUCUCAUUCCCAUAUUUUCCUAGUACCAUUUGUUCUACGGACGCAGCUGUGUGAUUCACUCUAGUCACCUGUGGCUAUGAGACUUCUGAUCAAGCGUCAUGCGGUUCACAACAGCUAUCUCACUCUUGUAAACGUUGUGUGCUUUCCCAUACUAUUUUCUUUUUUGUCAACAAUUGGCGGAGGUAAAUUCAUAAUGUCGGAAAUUUCUCGCCACUGUUGAUGGCUCUUUGUCGAAGAAGAUGGGACAUACUGUUAAGACAGA